Molecule: messenger RNA, 161 nt
Organism: Acaulospora morrowiae
Lineage: Eukaryota; Fungi; Glomeromycota; Glomeromycetes; Diversisporales; Acaulosporaceae
Source: the annotation of a GenBank genome assembly
GUGUUAUCGGUUCUACUUCAACCGAAGAAUCUAAGAAGCAGCAUGUUAAACGUGUGUUCUCGAAGAUGUUAAAAUCGGAAGAGGCUGCGUAUGGUAUAAGCGCAUUCAGUCAAAAGAAAAAGCCGAACUGGUCCGAAUUUACAUCAAAAUCAAAAUUAUAA